AGUUUCUGUUAUCAUGUGCUCUGUUUCUCCUUCAAUUUCCCCCUCAUUCUCUCCUAUACAGUAUUUGCUCUGAUUUUGUUUCAAUAAUGGGUUUUCCAACUUUAAUUUUGUCAUCUGAUAUGCUUCUUUUGAAAAUUGGGUCUUCAUAGAUCUGCCAAAGGUCAUUGCCUUUUACUACUAGAGAUCCUUCGUGUGUAUACUUUCCGUUUCUCAGCAGAGAGGUUUGUCUUACUGUCGAGGAGUGAAAACGAGGCCCUCGUUUAAUGAUUGCUGUUUUAUGAGUUACCCCUAGUGUGCUUUGAUUCAAUCUGUUGAGUUGAGUUACAUCGAAGAAAAAGACUGUUUCUCGAUGCAAGCAGCACAACGCCUCAGGAGAACGGGCAUGUCUAACGUGUUAUGCUAUCAGCCCGUGCAAAAGGCUGAGCCUUACCAGCUGAGCUACGAUAACACAAAUGGAGCUAGCUCUGUUCAUGCUUCUCGUAACCUUUAUUGCACUCUCGAAUCAUCCUCGGUGGGCGAGAGUCGUGCUCUAUACAACUCACCAUCAGCUGUCUAUUUCUCGACCGAUGGAAGCCCGAUGUCCCAGCAGGAUUCUUGUUCAUACCCAUUGGACAACAACUAUGGUUCCCCUAUUAGCGGGUCUUGCAUUACAGAUGAUAUGAAUAGUUUCAUCCACAAACUAAAGGAAUUAGAGACGGUAAUGCUUGGACCUGAUUCAGAUAUUCUGGGGAGCUACGAUAACACCUUCCCGAGCAGUAUAGCGUCCCCCGAAAUAGACAGCUGGAGACAAAUGAUGGAGGCGAUGCCCCGAGGGGAUUUGAAACAGGUGCUUAUUCCUUGUGCAAAGGCGGUCUCGGAUAAUGAUUUGCUGACAGCACAGUGGUUGAUGUCUGAGCUCCGGCAAAUGGUAUCUGUAUCGGGCGAACCAAUCCAACGCCUGGGAGCAUACAUGUUGGAAGGGCUCGUUGCUCGGUUAGCUGCAUCGGGGAGCUCCAUCUACAAAUCCUUGCGGUGCAAGGAGCCAACGAGUUUCGAGCUGCUUUCUUAUAUGCAUAUCCUGUACGAGGUUUGCCCUUACUUCAAAUUCGGUUACAUGUCAGCUAACGGUGCCAUUGCUGAAGCAAUGAAGGAUGAAAAUAGGGUUCACAUCAUAGACUUCCAAAUCAAUCAAGGCAGCCAGUGGAUUACUCUAAUCCAAGCUUUUGCUGCUCGCCCUGGCGGUCCACCCCAUAUUCGAAUAACAGGUAUAGAUGACUCGAGUUUAUCUAAUGCACAUAGUGGAGGAUUGAGUCUUGUAGGUAAAAGGCUAUCUAAACUCGCGGAGUCCUUCAACGUGCCCUUCGAAUUCCAUGCUGCAGCCAUACCGGGCAGUGACAUUCACCUCGAAAACCUGGGAAUUCAACCCGGGGAAGCACUGGCUGUUAACUUUGCCUAUAUGCUGCACCACAUACCAGACGAGAGCGUGAGCACUCAAAAUCACCGGGACGAGCUAUUGAGGCUCGUGAAGAGCCUGAACCCCAAGGUGGUUACUCUCGUAGAGCAAGAGUCUAAUACCAACACUUCUGCAUUCUUCCCCCGAUUCCUCGAAACCUUAGACUACUACACUGCAAUGUUUGAGUCAAUUGAUGUCACUCUCCCUAGGGACCAUAAGGAGCGGAUCAACGUGGAGCAGCACUGUCUGGCAAGAGACGUGGUGAACAUUAUAGCGUGCGAAGGAAUCGAAAGGGUGGAGCGACACGAGCUGCUCGGGAAGUGGAAGUCUCGGUUCAGAAUGGCCGGUUUUAGCCCGUACCCCUUGAGUUCGGUGGUGAAUGCCACAAUCAAGAAACUGUUGGAAAGCUAUUCUGACAAAUACAGGCUUGAAGAGAGAAAUGGAGCCCUUUAUCUUGGUUGGAUGAACAGAGAUUUAGUUGCUUCCUGUGCCUGGAAGUGAACACCAUCAACCCUGUUUUCUGUGUCUCUUUUUCUGCCUCCCCUACCCCCUCAACCCUCUGUAAUGGGUAAUGUUCAUAAUCAUUAAAACAAUGGGUUUCUUGGCACUGUAUUCUGCUUCAUCAAUCAAGUUAAAAUUUCAAUUCUUUCUCUGGUACCAA
Ipomoea triloba (trilobed morning glory) is the source of this 2093-nucleotide messenger RNA. RefSeq names its product scarecrow-like protein 21. Gene Ontology annotation, molecular function: sequence-specific DNA binding; DNA-binding transcription factor activity. Gene Ontology annotation, cellular component: nucleus. Lineage: Eukaryota; Viridiplantae; Streptophyta; Magnoliopsida; Solanales; Convolvulaceae. Bases 350 to 1933 code for a protein of 527 amino acids. The transcript is spliced from 2 exons. The record is from RefSeq and is a predicted model, not a curated record. Gene Ontology annotation, biological process: regulation of DNA-templated transcription.